This is a messenger RNA of Dinoponera quadriceps, 1804 nucleotides long. RefSeq names its product cytosolic non-specific dipeptidase (gene Cndp2). NCBI's taxonomy places the organism in Eukaryota, Metazoa, Arthropoda, Insecta, Hymenoptera, Formicidae. The transcript is spliced from 6 exons. The record is from RefSeq and is a predicted model, not a curated record. The coding region runs from base 236 to 1675 and encodes 479 amino acids. Gene Ontology annotation, biological process: proteolysis. Gene Ontology annotation, molecular function: metallodipeptidase activity.
AACAGUUGCAAAUUAAACGUUCUGCGGAACGUGGCCAGCAGGACUUAGUGUACUACUCGACGAAGCGAAAGUCACGGCUAGAUAGCGUAUGUUGGUUGAGUACGCCUGUGAGAGAUAAGAUAAUUCAUGCAAUACUGACAUUGAGACUUAUCUUCGGACAAGAACAUCGGUAUUAUUUCUAGCUAUAUAUUUUGCAAAGUUUCAGCAUAGAGUGAUUAUUGUUUAACAAUAAAUCAUGACACUGCAAUUACCAUCAACAUUGGCUAACUUAUUCAAGUAUAUAGAUGAUCAUGCGCAAGAUUAUAUUAAGAACUUAGGAGAAGCGGUAGCUAUUAAAUCAGUAUCAGCAUGGCCGGAUCAUAGGAAUGAGGUAGUGAAAAUGAUGAAAUGGGCAGAAAUAAAGUUGAAGAAUCUUGAAGCAACCACAGAAUUAGUUGACAUAGGUAAACAACCUCUUCCUAAUGGCACUGAAAUCCUACUUCCACCUGUACUACUGGGAACUCUUGGAUCUGAUCCAAAAAAGAAGACUGUGCUCUUAUAUGGACAUUUGGAUGUACAACCUGCAUUAAAGGAAGAUGGCUGGGACACUGAUCCUUUCAUUCUCGUUGAGAAGGAUGGUAAACUUUUUGGACGAGGUAGUACCGACGAUAAAGGGCCAGUUCUUUGUUGGAUACAUGCAUUGGAAGCUUACAAAGCAGUUGGAGAAGAUAUUCCUGUCAAUCUUAAGUUUGUCUUUGAAGGAAUGGAAGAGAGUGGAAGCGAAGGUUUGGACGACCUACUGUGGGCAAAGAAGGAUACCUUCUUACGAGAUGUAGACUAUGUCUGCAUAUCAGACAAUUAUUGGCUGGGUACCAAGAAGCCUUGCAUUACUUACGGCCUACGAGGUAUCUGCUACUUCCAAAUGGAAGUCACUUGCGCUGCCAAGGACUUGCACAGUGGUACCUUUGGUGGAACUGUACACGAAGCCAUGGCAGAUCUGAUUUACUUAAUGAACAGCCUGGUUGACGUUAAUGGGCGUAUUUUAGUAGACGAUAUCUAUAACAAUGUGGUUAAAUUAACUGAAGCGGAAUUAUCCUCUUAUAAGAAUAUAGAUUUCGAUGUAGAUGAAUUCAGGGACACUGUUGGAACUAAGAAGUUAGCGCAUAAAGAGGACAAGAUUCAGUUACUGCUUCAUCGCUGGAGGCAGCCCUCUUUGUCUCUUCAUGGGAUCGAGGGUGCUUUCAGUGAACCGGGAGCGAAGACAGUUAUCCCAAGGAAGGUUAUUGGUAAAUUUUCGAUCAGAAUAGUUCCCGACAUGACUCCGGAUGAAACAGUCGAGAAGGUAGUUGCGUAUGUGAAUAAGGUAUGGCAAGAUAGAGGUAGCCCGAAUACCAUGAAUGUGAGCAUGUACCACGGCGGCAAGGCCUGGUCCGAGAAUCCUGAUCAUCCACAUUAUUUGGCUGGCCGGAAAGCUACUCAACAUGUUUAUCAUGUAGAACCUGAUCUUUCUCGCGAAGGUGGCUCGAUUCCUGUCACUUUGACAUUCCAAGAAGUUACUGGCAAGAAUGUAUUGCUUUUACCAGUUGGCAGAGGUGAUGACGGGGCGCAUUCACAAAACGAAAAGUUAAAUGUAGAUAACUACAUUCAAGGGACAAAGUUACUUGGAGCUUAUCUUUACGAGGUAGCUCAAUUAUAAUACGUCAUCAGUAUUUAUCCAUCAGGGAUUCAGUGGUAUGUUGGGCUUUCUAUUGUUACAAGUUUAUUCUGUUUUAUGGUGACAAGAUCAACUAUUCAUAUGUAAGCACUGCAUUUUAAUUUUUAAAAC